Messenger RNA from Anguilla rostrata (American eel), 3384 nucleotides. Its product is annotated as ensconsin-like. Bases 479 to 3295 code for a protein of 938 amino acids. The transcript is spliced from 19 exons. Gene Ontology annotation, cellular component: microtubule cytoskeleton. Gene Ontology annotation, biological process: microtubule cytoskeleton organization. Lineage: Eukaryota; Metazoa; Chordata; Actinopteri; Anguilliformes; Anguillidae. The record is from RefSeq and is a predicted model, not a curated record.
CCCCCACAGCCUCGUUGUGGUACAGUCUGCCCUGCAGUCCAAGGAACGGCCGCCUUGGACAAUAGUUAAUUCCAGCAGCUGUCGGAACCUAUGGGCGGUGCGCUGUGGACCAGGCGGCUACAGCUGCGGGCUGCGUCUGUGGACUACCCGUCUCUGAUUCCUCUGUGGUUUGCGAAGUUUUGCUGACGCCGCAGUCCUGCAGAAACUGGAGCCCUCCAGUUUACCGGCAAGAGAGGCACAAUAACAGCCCAAAAUAAAAUCACCGACUUUCCAUUCAAUUUAUGUCAGGUGCGCCCCCAGUCUCCAUUUUAAAGACCUCGGUUAAUAUCUCUCCCCUUAUAUUUCCACUUCUUUAUUUAUUUGUUUAUUUAUUUUUUAAAGCUGAGAAAGAUAAAAUUGUUUCAUGGAUCUCCUGAAGGAAUGAGUAGCCUACGACUGCAGAGGGAGAGCGGAUAAGUGCGUGACUGGAUUUUAAAAAAUGGACUGCAAAGAUCUGGAGACCGGUUUAAGGGGAAAUGGGAAACCUUUCCCCUCCACUCCCGAAGCCGAGCCCAGAGAAGAGAAAGAGGUGUAUAGCAUUAUGAAAACCGACUCCUCCCCCACCCCAGACUCCUCCUCCACAACAGACUCCUCCCCCACGACAGAAUCAACUGUCAAAAUAGACUCCUCUUUAAAGCCAGAAUUGUCCUCAAAACCAGGCUCUUUCAAACCAGACUCCUCGGUGAAAACAGACUCCUCUUUCAAACCAGACUCCUCUGUGAAAACAGACUCCUCUUUCAAACCAGACUCCUCGGUGAAAACAGACUCCUCUUUCAAACCAGACUCCUCGGUCAAAACAGAUUCCUCCUGCAAGCCAGACUCAUUAAAAACCGAUGGUCCAUUGGCUUCCACUAGGAGGAAAGUCAGUCUUCAGCAUAAGAAAGCGGACGGACCAAAGCUGGAGGAGAGGCUGAAGCUGGCGAAGGAGCGAAGGGAGGAGAGGGCCAGAUACCUGGAGCAGCGCACCCAACAGCAAGCGGCGAAGAGGGCGCAGUGGCUGGAGAAGGAGGCGCGUGCUCGGCAGCAGCGGGAGAGGCAGCUGAAGGAGCGCAGGAGGAGGCUGGAGGAGCAGAGGCUGCGGGCGGAGAGGAGGCGCGCCCUCCUGCAGGAGAGGGAGCGCCAGAAACUGGAGAAGAACAAGGAGCGGUAUGAAGCAGCAGUCAGAAGAUCAAACAAGAAGACAUGGGCUGAGAUCCGUCAGCUGAGAUGGUCUUGGGCUGGAGGUCUGAACCAGACGUCCGGCAGAGAGAGCCGGUGCUCGACCUCGACGGCCGCCUCGCCCAAACGCGCGGACGCCGUUUUUACCAAGCGCCUGUCCAAGUCCUCCGCCUCGCUCUGGAGCACGCCCAGCGGAACCCGCAGUCUGCAGCUGAGCGCGAGGGAGAGCCGAAUCGUGGAGCGGCUGAUGACCCCCACCCUCUCCUUUCUGGCCAGGAGCCGGAGCACCACCCUGCUGAGCAGCGUCAAGGACUCGCACUCGUGCCUGCGCUCGCAGUCCGCCAACCCCCUGUCGGCCUGCGCCCACGCCUGCGCCGGGCACCGGAAGGUCUCCGCCAGCACGCCCGACAUCACGCAGCGCCAGCGGAAGCUCGAACCUGCCCCGGUGGAGAAAAAGAAGAAGAAGAAGAAGAAGGAGAAGAUAGACAAAGAGCGAGAGAAUGAAAGGGAGAAGGCCCUGGGAAAGGAGAAGGACCUGAAAGAGAGACGGUCCCUGAAGCAGAGAACGGAGACCAGCAGUGUCCCGAGUAAAAACCAGCUCGCCCCUCCGCCGAAAACCUCCCGGACCAGGCCCACCUCCCCCGGCCCUGCCGCCUCGCCCCGGGUCCCCGGAACGCGGCCCAAGAGGUCCAAAACCCCCGCCAGGGUGCGGCUGCCGGAAGCCUCCCCGGUUGCCGUGGAGAUGGCGGGAGAGUCGCUCAAGCCGGCCGAGCCCGAGGACGCGAGGGAAAAAACAGGCUCCACCAGCGUUCCUCCCCUUGUGGUGUCUGCUGCUCCAACAACGGCCCCUUCUCCAGGAGCAGCAAACACAACGGCCACCGCCACCCCCUCCCAGUCACCCUCCACCACCUCUCCCUCCGGCCCCUCUCCCUCUGCCCCAUCUCCCUCCACCCUGUCUACCUCCGCCCCGUCUCCCUCCGUCCCCUCUCUCUCUGGCCCCUCUCCCUCCGGCCCCUCUCCCUCUGCCCCAUCUCCCUCCACCCUGUCUCCCUCCCCCGUCUCCAUCCGUCCCCUCCUCUGGCCUCUCCUCGGCCCCUCUACCUCCGCCUCCUCUCCCUCUACCCUCUCUCCCUCCACCCUGUCUCCCUCCGCCCCCUCGCCCUCCGUCCCCUCUCCCUCCGCCCUGUCUCCCUCCGCUCCCUCCCCCCCGGGCCCCGCCCCGGCCUCGUCGCACACAGGCGGCCGCCCCCCGGCCGGCACCACCGACCCGGAGCAGGCGGCGCGCAGCCUGGCGAAGAAACGGCGACAGAUCCGCGAGGAGCGGGAGAGAGAGGAGCAGGAGCGGCGUGAGCAGGAGGAGAGAAACCGGGUUUUGCGUGAGGAGCGGUUGGCAUGGGAGCUGGAGGAGAGGAGGUGCAGGGAGGAGGAGGCUCGGCGUGUCGCAGAGGAGCAGGAGGCCGCGGCACAGCAGCAAGAGGAGGCAGCGCAGAAGGAGAGUGACCGCCUGCAGAGAAUGAAGGAGGAGGAGGCGGCCAAGGCCCGGGAGGAGGCGGAGCGACAGAGACAGGAGAGGAACAGGCACUUCCAGAGGGAGGAAGAGGAGCGCAUGGAGAGGAAGAAGGUGUGGACGAGGACUCCUGAUAGCCAGACUCUGUACGCCCGAAGAGACAUGGAGACCGCAGUUGAGGGAGGAGGGGACAAGAACGAUUCUCCACCGCAGAAGUGUCCCCCUGCGCCUCGGGCUGACGAUAAAGAUGUCCAGAGGGACGUGGAGAGCAGUGAGACACCUUCUGAUGAUGACAAGCAUCACCCACAGACAACACAGUCCAACCAGCUGGCGGAGACUGUCCAAUCGCAGGGCGACGUGAAAGAAAGCCCUGUGAUGAACGGUGGUGUGCAGGCCGCCAGCCGCCACCCCAACGGCCUGUCCGACCUGGGGAUCAUUCAGCUGGCCAAUCGCAGGGGCGUCAGCGACGGGGGGCGGGACGCGUCAGAGCCCGACAUCCCCGGCGGUCCAAUCAAAGCCCUCGAGGGCGGGGAGCCCUUCCUGAUUAAAACGGGCUCCUUGAAGACCCAGCACGUCACAGGGGUGCUUUGAAACUUCAGAUGUUGUGGAAGACGAGCCUUUAAACCAGCAGAGGAGGAGAAGUGGCUCGGUUUGCCCGCACAGCUGAAAUGUGCCAAAUA